Molecule: messenger RNA, 846 nt
Organism: Seriola aureovittata
Lineage: Eukaryota; Metazoa; Chordata; Actinopteri; Carangiformes; Carangidae
Product: histidine-rich glycoprotein-like
Exons: 7
Coding region: 1-831 (276 amino acids)
Source: RefSeq, a predicted model, not a curated record
AUGGCCCAGUGCAGGCAGGGGUACACAGAUGUGCACCUGACCAAGACCCAAAACCAGGACCUCCCCCAAGACCAGGACCUCCCCCAAGACCAGGACCUCCCCCAAGACCAGCACCUCCCCCAAGACCAGCACCGCCCCAAAGACCAGGACCGCCCCCAAGAACAUCACCUCCUCCAAGACCAUCACGUCCUCCAAGACCAUCACCUCCCCCAAGACCAUCACCUCCUCCAAGACCAUCACCUCCCCCAAGACCAUCACCUCCUCCAAGAACAUCACCUCCCCCAAGACCAUCACCUCCCCCAAGACCAUCACCUCCCCCAAGAACAUCACCUCCCCCAAGACCAUCACCUCCUCCAAAAACAUCACCUUCCCAAAGACCAUCACCUCCCCCAAGAACAUCACCUCUCCCAAGACCGUCACCUCCCCCAAGACCGUCACGUCCCCCAAGACCAUCACCUCCCCCACGACCAGGACCACCCCCAAGAACAUCACCUCUCCCAAGACCAACAAAUGAUUACUCUAGACCUAUUUCCUAUUGACCCUCAACCACCCAGGAAAAGUCAAAGUCCCUCAUCUACCCCAGGCCAAGGCAGACAAGCAACAUUAAGGAAAAGACGAACCCCAGCCACAGGAACCACACAAGAAGACCACAAAAAGAAGAAAAGCAAAAGUUGCAAAUGCAGUCGACAGAAAAUCUAUCCAUAUGAUAAAAUAUUGGAAAAGAGGAUAAAUGAGGGGACAGCAGCAGAAGUCAAAGUGCGCUGGCUGCCUUGCUCUUCCUGUGGCAGAGUCUGGGAGGACACCUGGGAGCCGGCCAGCAGAUUCACCUGAUGACCUAUAAUGUUC